CUCCGCUCCCCUCCUCUUCCAGACUCCGCCACGCUGCUCCCUCACGCUCUCGUCCCCACCGUAAGCGGCGAGCUGGCUCCGGCCAAUAUUUGCCUUUCUGCUUGGAUAUCAUUUCCCCAUUUACGAGCUCUUUUUCAUUUUGUGCACGCGGUGGACACUGGAGUGGAGAAGUCAGCGCGUUGGACGUCCCUCGCCGGCUUUGCUUUUCAUUGCUCUGCGCCUCCCUAGUCAUGGAUUGAUGAGUGUUUUUUCUUCCGACCUCUGCCUCGACCAAGUUGCGAAAAGAGUGUGCAGAACCUGCGGCGCUCUGUUUCCCAGCUUCAUGUUUUUCCCGGACUCUUUUCUAAGUACCUGGCUCCGCAUGCGUCUUUGCGGUUUGCCGAUUUGAACUUUUUUUUCUUUUUUCAUUUGUUUUGGGAAAAGGAUUUCAUUCAAAACCGGGAUUUUUGAAAGUCUACCAACAUUUAUUUGUGAAAAGUGAUGGCCGAGCGGGGAGCUCUGUUGCUCCUCUCUCUCCACUUCUGUCUUACCUUUCUGUGCACGGGGAGCACGGCGGCCAAGCAUGUUGACAAAGCAUCCGCAGCACAGCCUUUCAACCCAUUCCGGUUCACGGUGGAGCCCCGAGACACAGUGGCUAUUCGGGGUAACUCUGCACAGCUCAACUGUUCUGUACACAGUGAUGCAGCCGUACCAGCACGCAUAGAGUGGAAGAAAGAUGGCACCUUCAUGAGCCUGGUUUCGGAUGAGAGACGGCGCAUACUCCCUGACGGCUCCCUCCUCUUCACCCAUGUGGUUCACUCAAAGCACAACAAACCUGAUGAGGGCACUUACCAAUGUGUGGCCACCAUCGAAAACCUAGGAUCCAUUUCCAGUGGCACAGCGCACCUCUAUGUUGCAGGAAUGCCCAGGUUCGGCAGCCAGCCAGCACCUACAUCUGUGCGUCAAGGUGACAGCCAAUUCAUGGCCUGUGAAGUCAAUUCAGACCUGGUGCCCUUCACCCGCUGGGAGAAAGACCGUCAGCCCCUGGAGCUCAACUUGAGACUGGUCCAACUACCCACUGGUGCCUUGGUGAUCAGCAACGCCACAGAAAAUGAUUCUGGUCUUUACCGUUGCUUGGUGGAGAAUGUGGGGUCAUCAAAGUCCAGUGAAGAGGCGCAGCUCCAAAUCCUACCAGAAACUGGAGACGAGAGGAAGCUGGAGUUCCUUGUACAGCCUGUGCCUGUGACCAAGGUGCUGGGCGCCAGUGUCCUGCUGGCCUGCGUGGCUGCAGGUUUUCCAACACCACAUGUGCGAUGGAUGUUUAAAGAUAAACCGCUAGAGGAAAGCGAGGGCCGCAGGGAAUUGCUUGGAGGUGGCAGUCUUCAGAUUUCCAAUCUCACAGAGGAGGAUGCUGGCAUUUACACCUGUGUGGCUGACAACACCAAUGCAACAAUUGAAGCCCCGGCUCAACUCACUCUGCAAGUUCCUCCCCAGUUUGCAAAGAGGCCGGCCAACAUUUACGCCCAUGAGUCCAUGGACAUCGUGUUUGAGUGCGAAGUCACAGGUUCACCAGCCCCCACUGUGAAGUGGGUCAAGAAUGGCGACGCUGUUAUUCCAAGCGACUACUUCAAAAUUAUUAAGGAACACAAUCUACAGGUGCUGGGCCUGGUCAAAUCCGAUGAGGGUUUCUACCAAUGUCUUGCAGAAAAUGAUGCCGGAAACAUUCAAUCCAGCGCUCAACUCAUCAUCUUGGAUCACGAUGUAGCCCUUCCCCCUCUCCCUCCCCCCUCACUGACUCCUAACACUACUGACCAUGUAACGCCAGGCUCUGGGGGUGUAGCUGGUCCAGCAGGACCCACUCCCACCGCCCCCCGCGAUGUUGUGGCUUCGCUGGUUUCCACCCGCUUCAUCAAGCUUACCUGGCGCCCGCCGGCUGAACCGCACGGAGACGAGCUAACCUACUCUGUUUUCUACAGCCAAGAGGGCACAAGCAGGGAGCGAGUUGUAAAUACAAGCCGACCAGGGGAGUUGCAGGUCACCAUCCAGAAUCUGAUGCCAGACACCAAAUAUCGCUUUAGGGUUUUGGCCCACAACAUCAACGGCCAAGGAGAAAGCUCUACCGCUCUAAAGGUGGCCACCCAGGCUGAAGUUCAAGUUCCCGGCCCAGCUCCGAACCUUCAGGCGGCAUCGAAUUCACCGACCUCUGUCACUUUGAGUUGGGACAAACCUAUCACCGGCAAUGGAGAGAUCCUCACCUACAAGUUGUACUACACAGACAAAAGCAUCGGAAAUGAACAGGAUGUUGAUGUCGAUGGUCUGUCAUUCACCAUGACUGGUCUGAAGAAGAACACGCAGUACAGUUUCCGUGUUGUGGCCAACAAUAAGCACGGUCCAGGUGUCUCCACUGACGAUAUUAUAGUUCGCACAUUGUCUGACGUGCCAAGUGCGCCUCCUCAAAAUUUUACUCUUGAGGUGCAAAACUCAAAGAGCAUCAUGCUUCGGUGGCAGCCGCCGCCCUCAAAUUCCCAGAAUGGAGAAAUCACCGGAUACAAGAUCCGAUACCGUAAAGGAUCACGGAGAAGUGAGACAGCGGAGACCACCGGAGGGACCCAGCUGUCCAAGCUCAUUGAUGGUCUCGAGCGUGGGACAGAGUAUUCCUUCCGAGUCUCUGCCAUAACAGUGAACGGCACGGGCCCAGCCACCGACUGGACUACUACAGAGACAUUUGAGAGUGACUUGGAUGAAUCACGGGUCCCAGACCAGCCCAGUUCGCUUCACGUCCGUCCACUGGUCAGCAGCAUCGUAGUGAGCUGGACGCCGCCAGAGAACCAGGACAUUGUUGUACGUGGCUACAGCAUUGGCUACGGCAUUGGCAGCCCUCAUGCUCAGACCAUCAAAGUAGAUUACAAGCAGCGCUACUACACCAUUGAAAAUCUCGACCCCAGCUCCCACUAUGUGAUCACACUCAAGGCCUUCAACAACGUGGGUGAAGGGAUUCCUGUAUAUGAGAGCGCCAUCACAAGGCCACAGUCAGACCCCAUAGACCCUGAUGUUGACCUGUACGAACUCUUCCAUGCUCCAUACACCCCAGUUCCAGAUCCCACCCCCAUGAUGCCGCCUGUGGGUGUUCAGGCCUCCGUUUUGAGCCAUGACACCAUUAAAGUCACCUGGGCGGACAACUCGCUGCCGAAGAACCAAAAGAUCACAGAUAACCGCUACUACACAGUGCGCUGGAAGACCAACAUCCCUGCCAACACCAAAAUGAAGGUUGCCAACACCACCAGCCUAAGCCACAUGGUGUCAGGACUGAAGCCCAACACCUUGUACGAGUUCUCCGUUAUGGUGACCAAAGGUCGACGCACGAGCACAUGGAGCAUGACAGCCCAGGGAACCACCCUUGAAACCAUUCCUAGCUCGUCCCCCAAAGAUGUGACAGUGGUGAGCAAAGAGAACAAGCCUCGCACCAUCAUCAUCAACUGGCAGCCUCCCUCUGAGGCCAAUGGGAAAAUCACAGGUUACAUCAUCUACUACAGCACAGAUGUCAAUGCGGAGGACCACGACUGGGUCGUUGAACCCGUGUUGGGCAACCGCCUGACUCACCAGAUCCAGGACCUUACUCUAGACACCACAUACUAUUUCAAGAUUGAGGCUCGAAACUCAAAAGGCAUGGGCCCCACGUCUGAGCCUGUACACUUUAGGACCCCAAAGACCUCAAAUCUUCCAUCGAAGCCUGGGCCUCCAGGCAACCAACUUCCCCUUGAUCCUGGAUCAGCAGUUGGCAAAUCCGGUAUGGGAAGCAAUGAAAAUCACAUCCUGGUCAUCGUCAUCAUCAUCUCAGUGGGAGCGUUCAUCAUCAUCCUGGUAGUUGUGGGGGCCUUCCUGUGCACACGGCGCACCACGUCACACCAGAAAAAGAAGCGGGCGGCCUCCAAGUCGUCCAAUGGCUCGCACAAAUACAAGGGCACCUCCAAAGAUUUGAAACCGCCUGAUCUUUGGAUCCACCAUGAGCGGCUGGAGCUCAAACCAAUGGACAAGUCACCGGAGCCAAACCCGGUCAUGACCGAAACACCCAUCCCGCGCACCUCCCAAGACAUAACUCCAGCAGACAGCGGCAUGGACAGCAACCCACAUCUGCAGCAGAGGCGAAAUUCCUACCGUGGCCAUGAAUCAGAGGACAGCAUGUCGACCCUUGCAGGCCGGCGGGGGAUGAGGCCUAAAAUGAUGAUGCCUUUUGAUGCACAGCCACCUCAGCCUGUAAUUAGCGCUCAUCCCAUCCAUUCCCUCGAUAACCAUCAGCACCAUUAUCACAUGGGCAGCCUGGCGUCGCCCACGCGCAGCUACCUCUACCAUCAGGGCAGCGGGCACCCUCGUGUGCAUCCCUGCAGCCCUGUCUCCCAUUUAGACACAGAGCCGGUGAGGAAUACACCUUGUUCGGAGCCUCUUCCUCCAGCUGCCUCAUCCUCGCAGGCCUCCUGCCCCUCAGAGAUACUGGCAGAGCCCGAGGGCAGCUACCACGGCUCCAGCACCACGGAGGAAGAGUGCUGCUACACCGGCAACCUGCCGCCCCUGCGCUCGGCCCACCCGCACGCCCACGCUCACCCUCUGAAGAGCUUUGCCGUGCCUGCCAUCCCAGCUUCGGGUCACCCUAGCUUCGAGUCCCCGGCGCUGCCCAGCACUCCCCUGCUCGCUCAGACUGGGCCUCCCACACACCCCCAUGUCGUUAAAACAGCCUGCAUUGGCACUCUUGGAAGGACUCGAACGCCAAUGAUAGUCAACGUGCCCAACGCCCCUGACGUCCCAGAGACGAGCAAGAUGCUGGAGGAUGUAGACAGCAGUUACGAACCAGAUGAGCUGACCGAGGAGAUGGCCCACUUGGAGGGCCUCAUGAAGGACCUCAAUGCCAUCACCACAGCACCAUGAGCUUACACACACACACACGCGCACACACACGCGCACACACACUACACUCCAUACAGAUAAACCAUUGGCACAGGAAAGUUAAAAAAAACAACAUUUGGGAGCAAGUGGCCCAUGGACACACAAAAUGACUUCUGUGGGACCCCCAACCCCCCAACACUUUUCGUCCUGCAAAGAAAAAAAAACUCCUAGGAACUUUUUUGGCUCACCUUUCUCAAUCUCAGGAAGGAGAUGGCCAUGGCGCUUCAUGUUUUUAUGAAGAACCAUUGUCGGAGACAAUGAACUCGGUCAAAUGAUUGUGAUCUUACGUCCUCAGCAAAAAUACAAACAUGUUUUGUUUGUUCGGUGCCACAUGACGAUGCACGUCUGUCAAAAGUCCAACGACAUGCUAGUAUUGAUGUUGGUCCAUGCUGUCUCUGUGUUUCUUUUGUGCGUUUUGUAUAUCUAUUGGGCAGUUUCAGUGAAGUGAACAUUGGACAUCCGCCUUCUUUACAACCCAACAUUAUCCGACAUUUAGUCAUGUAUGUUUGUAUCCCCUUGUACCUCGAUUGUAUUGUUUUCUACCUUAUUGUAUUCUUUAUUUUUUACAUAAGUAUCCUUAUAAACAUGUACAUGUGUUGUUUUUAUUUUUUUUAAUUGCAUCAUUUUUUUGAUUCGAAAGGAAAGUGUCACAAAGGAGUUCUAACAUUUUGCAAGUUUUCUUUCCAGCGGGGUCUCCUUUCUAAAAGCCUUACUGCCGUGUCUGCAGGUUGGAAGGUUAAGUUGACUUGGACUCAGGGUGCUGUCCCCACAACCCCCUCCCCUUCCUGGCACACUCACACUUAUACUGCAGUCAAACAAUCACCUACAAUAGACCAGUUGUCUUUUUUUACAACGUGAGUGUGUCGUGGUGUUUACACUCAUUCCCGGUGGCCCCUCGAGUGCAACAUUAUGGUUCUAUUAUACGUGAAAGACAUGUUGGCCUUUAGAACGGGACUCAUCAUUUUUGUAAGAAGAAAAAAAGGCUAGUUACAAGCCUGAUGUCAAGUCUACUUUCCUAUCAUUCUGUUACCCAAAGAAAUUUAUCAUCAUCAUUUGCAAACUCAAUUUUUGGGAUGUUUCUCACAUAUCCAUUAUCAUGAAUGUCAUUAUUAGUGUGGGAGAUUUUAAAUCAUGGAUACAAAUCUUCUCUUUUUUUUUAUUUGGGGGUACGGGGGGAUGUUUGAUCAAAAACAAAACAAAGAUGGGGGGACGUUUGAUCAAAAACAAAACAAAGAUGGAAGUUAAAAUAAAUAAAUAAGGGCCGGACUCCAUUUGGGAAAUUAUCUAUUGAGUUGUUAACAGUUGAAACCUGUAUUGCACUUUUUCACAGUUUUUGGAAAGUAAAUUUCUUACAUAUCUUGUGUUUUGAAUAUCAAAUGCUGUUUGUGUAGUGUAGUUGUCCUCUAGGUAAAGCAGCAGGCAGCUGGUCUUGUUUUAUUUUAUUUUUUAAAUUGAUUAUUUUUUUCCUGCUCCAGAAAUGAUACAAAUUUGAGCAGGCGAGUGUUGAUUUUGCAGCUCAUGGUGAGGAAUUAUGUUGUUGCUUGUUCAUGUACAGAGAUUUCUUUGCUUUCUGUAGAAAAAAAAUCGGUGGCUUUUUAAGAAAACGUGAAAAACAUGUCUGGGAGAAUUUUUUUUUUGUAUGUAUACAAGCUAAUAUGAAUACUAACAAAAUAAACAUUUCAUGUUUUAUUUCA
Messenger RNA from Syngnathus typhle (broad-nosed pipefish), 6611 nucleotides. It is a transcript of the gene neo1a, whose product is annotated as neogenin 1a. Gene Ontology annotation, molecular function: protein binding. NCBI's taxonomy places the organism in Eukaryota, Metazoa, Chordata, Actinopteri, Syngnathiformes, Syngnathidae. The transcript is spliced from 28 exons. The record is from RefSeq and is a predicted model, not a curated record. Gene Ontology annotation, biological process: cell-cell adhesion. Gene Ontology annotation, cellular component: membrane. Bases 481 to 4899 code for a protein of 1472 amino acids.